Molecule: messenger RNA, 907 nt
Organism: Notodromas monacha
Lineage: Eukaryota; Metazoa; Arthropoda; Ostracoda; Podocopida; Cyprididae
Source: the annotation of a GenBank genome assembly
AUGAAUUUCCUUGGCACAUUUGCAAGCAAGCUUUUAGUGCCGGUGUCGAAAAUUGUGAAUGAUGUGCCAGUGAGCAGAUGCAUCACCAACUGCUCCAUCGGCAAAGGGAAGCAGAAGACCAGCAGUGUCGUGAAAUCUCGCUUUUUCAGGCUCAACUGGGGAAUAUGGAUCAGAACAAAGGCGGGCAGGGACAUGCAUUUAUGGAAAAAGUCUGAAAAGGCUCGCUUGGAAUUGCGCCAACAUGUGUUUGUGAAUGCCACUCAAACAAGAUUGCUGGACAGAAUGGUGUCUCCUUAUUGGCGCCGUCCUCGGUAUUGGGUGGACGACCCUUACCAACCUUACCAAGAGCGAAAUAACUUUUGGUCGACUCGCAAGAAACCCUUACCGUGAUGCAAGUGUUCUUGUUGUGCUUUUUUGUUGUUGUCGUAGUUUUCGAUUUGGCGUUUGAGGAUAUUUCUUGCAACAGUUACGAAAGAGUUGAUUUCUUUCUUUCUUUUUGGGACGUCUGUUGGAAUGUUGACCGUUGAUCCUGUGUUUGUGUCUCAGGUUGUGUCGUAUUGAUGAAAAUAUGUGGAAAACUUUGGUGACUGCGAGUUUCAGACCUUUUCAGGCUAGAAAAGUAUCACUGCUGGCUCCAUGUUGCAGACAGGUGGAUAUUCCAGUGGAUCCAGAGUCCCAUGAACCCACAAUUCCUCCAUAUGAAGAAAAGCCAAACGAGCCUACACAAACAAAGCGAGCAAGAUUAUUGUAUCAGUCAAGGAAGAGAGGAAUGUUGGAAAAUGGCCUCCUGUUGAGCACGUUUGCAGACAAAUAUCUUGGAAAUAUGACAGAAACACAGCUGAAGGACUAUGACAGGCUCAUCAACCUACCCUCUAAUGAUUGGGACAUUUAUUACUGGGCUGUUGGU